UCCCAAGAUCCAUCUGGUAAAUUUAAUUUCUUUUAUGUUUAUUUCUUUAAUUUUCCUUUUUAUUAUAAAGUUAUGUUACAUUAUAGGAAAAACAUCCUCAUUCAAGCCACGUGGGGCUACUCGUGGCAUGUCAACUACAACUAUAGCUAAGGCAUCAUCGACAGGAAAGUUAUCGGUAACUUUUGAUGCAGAGUGUCGUCAACCAAUCUGUACUAAUGCUGAAAAAUUUAAUAAUGAGAUUGGAUUCAUUAUUCGAAAUCAUGGUACAUUUCAUUAUAAAGAGUGGAGAAUGGUCCCUGAAGAUGUGAGAGCUCCAUUACGACAAUAUCUUUUGGAACAUUUUGACAUCAACUUGAAUGAUGAGACAACAAAAAAAUGUAUUGAUGAACAAAUGAGAAAAGCUUGGAAGGGUCACAAGUACAAGCUACAUUUAUAUUUUAAAGAAAUUGGAGGAGAAAAUGAUGUUGAGAUGGCCAAAAACAAACGACAUCCAGACUUAAAGGAGGACCAGCAAGAGGAUUGGAUAAUUUUGUGUGAUCGUUGGUAUUCUCCUGAAUUUAAGGUAUCUUUUUUAUUAUAAUAUUUGUAUUAUGAUAAUAGUGUGUGGCAUGACUUAUUAUUUAUGUAUUUAUACUGUUAUUUAGUUGGCUAUAUAUUAUUGUUUUUGUUUUACUACUCAAUAUUAGCUACUAUUGUUUGGAGUUGAUAAUAUUAGUAAGAAGAAAGAUUUAUGUAGAGUGGAUUGAGUCUACUCUAACUCCACAUUACUUUGAUGUGAUCUUACACUAUUUUUCCUGGUUGGCUUUGUUACUGAUCUGUUUUACCAUUGAUUUAUUGGCUAGUAUUAUUUGGAUAUCAUAAUAUUAGUAAGAAAAAUUAUUUGUGUAAAGUGGAUUGAGUCUAUUCUAAUUUUAUAUUAUUUUGAUGAAAUCUUAGACUAUUAUUGUCGAUAUUUUGUUUUGUCCAUUUAUUUAAAGAUUCAUUCAAGUGUUAAGUAAUUCUAAUAUAUAAGUGCAGUUAUAUUUGAGUUUAGUAUUGUAUAAUCAUGAAUGAAUUGCAUCAGGUAUAAUGUAUUUUUUGUACAUCAAAUUUAUUUUCUUUUAUUCUAUCUAAUUUUAACUUAAGUUCAUACUCAAUUUCUUACGUAAUAAAACUCUAGGAUAUAUACCUAAUGACCCAUAUGCGUAGAUGUAUCAUGGAUCAUGAGUUAUCAUGGUACUUAAGGUUCAUUUUAUAAACUACUUAGUACUUACCAUGUAUAAUUUCUCUUGACUUUCAAUAAUAUUUACAUGUUUUAUCAUUGUUUAUU
Molecule: messenger RNA, 1309 nt
Organism: Cannabis sativa
Lineage: Eukaryota; Viridiplantae; Streptophyta; Magnoliopsida; Rosales; Cannabaceae
Exons: 2
Coding region: 35-580 (181 amino acids)
Source: RefSeq, a predicted model, not a curated record